Durusdinium trenchii is the source of this 496-nucleotide messenger RNA. The record is from the annotation of a GenBank genome assembly. Lineage: Eukaryota; Dinophyceae; Suessiales; Symbiodiniaceae.
AUGGCCCUGCUUGUUGACAGCGAGGCGCAAUUCCUACUGAGGCUCGAGCAGUGCAAGGUCCCAGCUUCAUUGGCCGCUGCCUUGAGGUUGGCUGGGAUCACAACCAUCUCUUCGUUAGCUUACAGCUACGGGCAACCAGGCCAACAAAUCGACAGCAACGACUUCAGGACAUGGGCUGAGAGGGAGGCUCGACUUAAUAAGUUGAAGACCAGAUUGAAUGGCAUCCUCAUCGAAGGUAACACUGAGCCGGGGCAUUCAUUUCUGGAUGCUGUUUGCAACAUGCAUGAAACCAAUCAAUUGAAGUAUUUUCCACCAGAGAAAUGUGUCAGCCGCUUGCAUGAGUUGACAAACCAGAAGACGCCGGGGAAGACCAUCGAGGUCGAGUCGAGCAAACUAGUGUUGAAGGACAAGGCAGAGGAGUAUGAGGUCUCGGCGACAACAUCCUUGCAGAUUCUGGAGGCUUUUAAGCGCCGCGGCCUCGCUCUGGACUUUGCGG